This is a messenger RNA of Stegodyphus dumicola, 2637 nucleotides long. RefSeq lists its product as uncharacterized. Lineage: Eukaryota; Metazoa; Arthropoda; Arachnida; Araneae; Eresidae. The record is from RefSeq and is a predicted model, not a curated record.
AAGUUGUAUUUACCUGUUUCUUGGGGAUCUCUUCCGGUUUGUGCCCAAGACUACUUACUGGUCACGCCGAAUUUCAUCACCAUUACAUCGGGAGGAACCGCUCCUGCAGCAUCGUUGGAGUCUACAGCGAAAGAUUAAGAGUGCAGGAUGGAUAAUCAUUGGCUGGCGUUUUUUAUGAUAAUUUGCAUCCGCCUCGUGUUGGCUCAGACUGAUUCGAGUGAUGUGACUGCGUCAUCCCAAAGUAUACUCGAAUCGACUUCUGAAAAGGCGUCUUCUGACGCAGUUUCGCCAUCAACAAGCGGUGAAUCACCUGAAAAACCUUCUUCUCCUUUGCAUCUUUUUAACGCUCCAUCAUCUAUAAAAACAGCACAUUUUGGUCAAAGAGUAAAAUCUCCUGAAAGUAGUAGCGAAUAUGCUUUACCAUGGAAUGCUGUGGAGUCAAGCUCUCAAGAAGUAAUUACAGAUCCACCAACUACAGUUCAGGAGACCACCACGGUCUCUCAAAGUGUACAGCAAUUUCAGCAACAAUACCAACAGCAGUAUCAACAACAAUUGCAACAACAGUAUCAACAACAAUUGCAGCAGCAGUCUCAACAGCAGUUCCAGCCUCAGUCUCAACAGCAAUUCCAGCCGCAAUCUCAACAACAAUUGCGACAACAGGCUCAACAACAGUCUCAGCAAUUGUUACAACCGCAGUCUCAACAACAGUCUCAACAAUUAGAGCAGCAGUCUCAACAGCAGCUGCAACAACAGUCUCAACAGCAAUUGCAACAGCAGUCUCAACAACAAUUUCAGCCACAGUCUGAACAGGAGUCACAACAACAGUCUGAACAGCAAUUGCAACAGCAGUCCCAACAGCAGUUUCUACCACAGUCUCAAGAGCAGGUGCCACAAUUGCAACAACAAUUUCAACCGCAGUCUCAAGAGCAGGUGCCACAAUUGCAACAACAAUUUCAACCCCAGUCUCAGGAGCAGGUUCCACAACUACAACAGCAAUCUGAACAGCAUUUUCAGCAGCAUUCCCAGCAGCAUUUUCAACAACAAUCCCAACAGCAAUUGCAACAACAGUCUCAACAGCAGUUUCAAGCAGUUAAUUCAAACAUCAAGCAAUACAAAGCAUCUUCAAUCAAAACUGCAACAACUAGCGAAUCUCCAAAGGCACCUGAGACUCAAAAUGAAGUAGAAACUAAAAUCAAAACUCCUUUCCACAGUCAACUCAGUGAAGAAGAACGCCUUCAGAAAGCAGACCAAGCACUGAAUGAGUUUUUUAGCGACGUUAUGCAAAAUCUUAGCGUUGUGAUGAAAACAGGAAUGGAUGAACCUUUGGGUGAGAUCCUGGAUCCCGUCCGGCUCGAUGAUAUGCAACUGCAGCCUCUUGUGGCUGGAGAAGUUUUCGAUGUGAAAAUGAGGAAGAUCACUGUAGGAGGUUUAUCGGAUUACCGAGUUACUCAGCUGGAAAGCCAGCUAGCUGAAUCCCGAAUCAAAAUCGGAAUUCAUUAUCCAAAACUUUAUGCCAACUGCCUUUUUGCAGCUAAUGGAACAAUGUAUGAGAUCUUCAAGGUAACCGGAAGAGGUAAUGCAACAAUUAUAUUUAACGAAGUUCAUGCUCGAACUGUCAUGUACCUCACAAAGGAUAACGGUGUUCUUCAGGUUGCCUCCGCUGACCAACCUUAUGUAGAUUUUUCAUCAGCUGAAAUCCUGUUCCGCGACGAAGAUGCCGCAGAGGGAGCUGAACCGAUAAAAGCUGAAAGCGUAGCAACUCAGUUGGGUCCACUGUACUUCUGGGUUCUCACGGCUAAUGCUGUUGAUAAAAUUGACUACCCCUUAGCUCUGUAUUUCAAUAAGGCUUUGAAGGAAUUCCCUCUUAAUGAUUUUCUACAAGGACAUGUAUUUAGGCAGAGGCAUUUAAGAAUACACGUUCCUCAUAAUCCCCUUCCAUACGCUUAUGUGUCACCGGAUCUUACUUACAAGCCCUGAAAUUCAUUAUCCAACCAAUGAAAACUAUACGAAAAGAAAUGUUAAUUAACUCUAAAAAGAAUGAUAUUCCAGGGCAGCUCACAAUCAUUCAUCGCACAAAAUAUAAUUAAGGAAGUUUAAAGGAGUAAUUCUUUCCAACGCUAUUCAGAAAAUUUUAUCACUGAAGUGCAACAAAUGUUUGCUAGUACAAAGGCGAUUCUCUGAAUUUCUCUUUAAGUAAAAUUGAAUGAACUUUAACAAAACUGCCACUUAUUGAACGAAGUUGUUUAAUUAUGGUACUUUAAUUAACGCAGUAUAUAAUCACUAAUAUUUAAAUAACUAAAAUUACAAUAUUAUUCUGAUAUUAAAUACAGGUUUAAUCAAUGCUUUAUUUAAAUACUUAAGUAAGCUAUUUAAUUUAAAAACUUUUUUUAUGUGAGUAAAUUUAUUCAUGUGCAUUUACGUUGCUGUAGCUUUGAUCGAUGCAUUUAUUUUAGUAUAUCUAGACAUGUCUACGAAAUAUUCUAUUCUAUUUUAUUUAUUUUUAUGGAGCUGGCAUCCGUGUCUUUUGUGUCAUUAUAUUUGUCUGUUUUGUUAAUUUAUUAUUUAAACCUGUGUCAGUCGAAUAAAUGUAGUAUGUAUAAUUAACGAACAAAAAUAAAAAUGUAAGGAAUAAAAAAA